AUGACUAAUGAUUUUAUUUAUUCUCGUACACAAUCAGAUUUUAUUGAUUCAAUAGUUGAUACAGUUAAACAACGUGAUGGUUAUUUAGGUAGUGAAUUACUUAAUAUAAUAUCUAUCUAUAAAAUAGAUGAUAUAGAUUUUAACUGUUAUUAUAUUCAACCAAAUUUGGAUCAACAAUUAAUUAAUGAUAAGGAUUUUAUUUGA
Messenger RNA from Rotaria sp. Silwood1, 204 nucleotides. The record is from the annotation of a GenBank genome assembly. NCBI's taxonomy places the organism in Eukaryota, Metazoa, Rotifera, Eurotatoria, Philodinida, Philodinidae.